Messenger RNA from Oryza sativa Japonica Group (Japanese rice), 2646 nucleotides. Its product is annotated as rust resistance kinase Lr10. Gene Ontology annotation, biological process: protein phosphorylation. Gene Ontology annotation, molecular function: polysaccharide binding; protein kinase activity; ATP binding. The record is from RefSeq and is a predicted model, not a curated record. Lineage: Eukaryota; Viridiplantae; Streptophyta; Magnoliopsida; Poales; Poaceae.
UUGUAAAAGAGUUCUCCGAAAGCCUUAUUCUGCACACUGAUCUUCCUAAUUAUUUUGUGACAGAUGAUGGGACGGACCAGCUUCAGUCCAAAUGUGCAUCUCGUCUUCACUCUGGAAUUCCAGAUGAGGCUGGAGACAUGCUCUCUUUUGUCACAUCCAGGCUCGAUUGUUUCCUUCCCCAAGUCAGUCAAUGCCAUCACUGUCAUCUGCUCUCAGCCAUGUAAUUGUUACCCACCCGUGUCCAUUUGCAAUUGAGAUCCUCUGCUGUAUUAUCCCUAUAUUGAAAGUCACUGACAUGUGGGCUAAGCAUAUAGCUAGCUAGCUUGGACAGCAGGCCCCUCUCUAUUGUAAUAGGCUUGUUUGCACUGCCUGUGAAGCUAGCUACCGUAGCGAUGGCUGGUGCGUUUCGUCGUUCUGCUGCCCUGCAGGCCAUGGCUGCCUUCUCUGUGCUUGCACUUGUUGUACCAGAUCAGGUUCAGGGGAGAGGCAAGUGCCCAUCUUUCUCCUGCGGACGUCUUAGCUAUGUGCAUUUCCCAUUCCGUCGUCAAGGCGACCCCGCUGAAUGUGGUGUUCCAUCAUAUGAGCUGACUUGUGCAGACAGCAAUGCUACAAUUCAGAUCGACAAGGCAACAUACUUGGUAACUGACAUCAACUACAGUGAUCAGUACUUCUGGGUGGUCGAUGCAAGCUUGGAUUCAGCUAACAACUGCCCUCUUCCUCGGUGGAGUCAGACUCCUUAUAAUGAAAACUACAGGCUUGGAGAAGAUUCACACCGCCGUGUCCAAGUCCAGUUGUCCCCUGAUGUGGAUUGGUUCGCUACCUUUGUGAAAUGCUCGCAGGAAAUGAAUAGCAGCAAUGUCAUGUACAGGCCUGUGGCUUGCCGGAGCGGCAACUCUUCUUUCGUCUAUGUGCUAACUGGUCUGGGAUCUUAUUUAGCUGAGAACCUUGAGCCUUCCUGUGGAUACCUGGCAAUGACUCCUUUAGCUCUGGGUGGUCUAGAGAAUUGGCGAACUGCUACUGCGGCUGCGACACUGGAGGAUGUAAAUUAUGAAGAUGUUGUCAGAUCCAUGAGUGAAGGAUUCGCUGUUCGUUUUCCUUUCAGGUCUGGGGGAUUCAUCGACUGCCUAAGGGGCUUGAUCAGCGACAGUAAUGGAGAACCGACAGUAUAUCGGAUCUUCGUCAUUGUUACUAAUAUCAAUUCUUACUUCUCGAUAUGCGGCCGCCAUGCAACUCAACUUCCACACCCUUUUGUUGUGCUCCUGAUGUUAGUGCCACAAACUUUCUGGAUUUUAAGGGUCAUUUCUGCAUGCAGGUUCGUCCUGGUGAUGCUGCUGAUGUGGACCUCCGUUGCCUACAUGUACUGGAAAAUAAAGAUGAGAGUUGAUGAAGUAGAGAAGUUUCUGCAAUUGCAACAAAUGCUGACCCCAACGAGAUACUCCUACACCGACAUUAUUGCCAUCACAAGUCAUUACAGAGACAAGCUUGGCCAAGGAGGAUAUGGCUCCGUCUACAAAGGUGUGCUACUCCCUGGUGAUGUCCGAGUUGCCAUUAAGAUGCUGAAGGGUGACGCAAAUUGCAAAGGGGAAGAGUUCAUCAGCGAGGUCUCCACCAUUGGUAGGAUCCACCAUGUCAAUGUGGUGCGACUCGUCGGGUUCUGCUCUGAAGAAAUAAGAAGAGCGCUUGUGUACGAGUAUAUGCCUCAGGGUUCUCUUGACAAGUACAUCUUCUCGUCUGAAAAGAGUUUCUCCUGGGAUAAGCUAAAUGAAAUUGCAUUGGGCAUUGCCAGAGGGAUCAACUACCUGCAUCAUGGGUGUGAUAUGCAAAUUCUACACUUUGACAUCAAACCGCACAACAUCCUUCUUGACAACAACUUUGUCCCAAAAGUUGCCGAUUUUGGCCUUGCAAAGCUGUACCCAAGGGACAAGAGUUUUGUCCCAGUGAGCGCAGCACGAGGAACAGUGGGAUACAUAGCUCCUGAGAUGAUCUCUCGGGGUUUUGGUGCCAUAUCAAGCAAGUCCGAUGUUUACAGCUUCGGGAUGCUACUAUUGGAGAUGGCCGGAGGAAGAAGGAAUGCUGAUCCGAAUGCGGAGAAUUCAAGCCAGGCAUACUAUCCAUCACGAGUGUACCGUCAGCUGACCCGACAAGAAACAGGUGAGAUCACCGCUGCCGCCGACAUGCAUGAGUUGGAGAAGAAGCUCUGCAUCGUUGGAUUGUGGUGCAUCCAGAUGAGGUCUUGUGACCGACCGAUGAUGAGCGAGGUGAUAGAGAUGCUUGAAGGUGGUGUUGAUUGUUUGCAAAUUCCUCCUAGGCCAUUCUUCUGUGACGAUGACUACAUCCCGGCAAUGGAGUCGCUGUAUCUGUCCUCCGAGGUGGAGCUGGCUGCAAUCUCCGAGGAGGAAGACGAGAGUAUCACUGAGUUGAAUUAGCUAGUACUAGCAAGUAUGGUGUGUUGAUGUCUUUUCGUGAGCAGGUUGUGCUCAAGCCUGUGAUGAUUGUAGACAGUCACACAGAUGCAGUUUCUAUGCUCCUAUUCCUAUAUUCCUGUAGAAUGCGUAUAUGUGGGCUUGUACGAUUUAUUAUCUUGUGCUUCAUCUGUAUGAAUGCAUGCAAAAAUCGAGCUAAGCUAGUGUUCUGUGUUGGUCGGCA